Messenger RNA from Dichotomopilus funicola, 903 nucleotides. RefSeq names its product transcription initiation factor IID, 18kD subunit-domain-containing protein. The coding region runs from base 1 to 903 and encodes 300 amino acids. The transcript is spliced from 4 exons. Gene Ontology annotation, biological process: transcription by RNA polymerase II. Gene Ontology annotation, cellular component: SAGA complex. NCBI's taxonomy places the organism in Eukaryota, Fungi, Ascomycota, Sordariomycetes, Sordariales, Chaetomiaceae. The record is from RefSeq and is a predicted model, not a curated record. Gene Ontology annotation, molecular function: transcription coregulator activity.
AUGUUUGUGGCCGGAGAACGGGGUAUACCCUCGGUCGAAACGACCACCAUCAUCGAGAAUAUUGUCCAGUACCAGACCAAGCACAUGAUAACCACAGCGAGCGAACUCGCCCGUCGACGGGGCCAAGCCCGAAUCACAACCAACGACAUUUUCUUCCAAGUACGACACGACAAGGCACGGCUGGCCCGGCUACAAAACCACAUGCGGUGGAAGCGCAUCCGGGCCAAGGCCAGGGCGAGAGCCAAGGAGCCGGAAGCAGACGAUUUGGAUUUGGAGGACGUCCAGGAUCAGAUAGAAGACGAGGACGUACACCUGGCCCCUCUCCCGUGGUCUACGCUCUCCCUGUUCCGACAUGUCUCAGACAUCUCCUCCCUCCUCGAACUCGAACACACCGAUUAUGCUACCACCACCACCAGCAUCGGGGAUCCCGUAACCUAUGAGAACACACCCGGACAUAGACACCGACCCGAAUCCGCUAUCCUCUCCCAACUCAUCAAAAACGACCAGCACACCCAAUCCAUGACCCGAGCUGAAUACGCUCACUGGUCCGACUGCCGUGCAGCCUCCUUCAGCCACCGAAAACCGGCCAGAUUCCGGGCAUGGUCCGGCCUGGGCGCAGUCGCGGGCGUCAAGGACGACGACUUGAGAGAAAUGCUGGGGUUUUUUACUACCGAGUGGGUGCAGAGGUUGACGGAGGUGGCGAUUGGGGUUAAGAAGGAGGAGGGUCAGGAGUCUACUCGACGGGUGAAAGUUGGAAGCGACAAGGAGGCUAAACUGGCAAACCCGGUCGAGCCGAGACAUGUGAGAAGGGCAUUUGAGAUUCUGCAGACGCCAUCUAAGAAGUACACGGCGAUGAUGAACGGGACGCAGUUGAGACAGCGGAAGCGGCUGAGGUUGUUUUAG